UGAAUUCCUACAAAGAAAAAACUGAAAAUAGUUUGUGUGAUUGAAAUAAGUGAUUGUAGUUGGAACCCCACCCAGUGAACAAUGGGUGGCUGCCGGUGCACCUUCCGGCAGUGUGACAACAGCACCAGUAGCAAGCCGGGAAUGCAUUUUUUCCACUUUCCCAUCCGGGACUGGCCGCGGUUGGAAAUAUGGGCCCGAAACGCCAACAAGCCCGAUUUCCCCGAAUUGCCGUUAAGUAAGCUUAAGAACAAAGUCGUCUGCCAGGAUCACUUUGAGAACCGGAUGUUCAUGAACUAUCUCAAGGAAGGGCUGGUUAAGACGGCCGUUCCGGCGCUGGAGAUUUUGGAGGACGGGUCCGUUUUGAACGUGGAGACCAAUCAGGUGAGCGAGCGGGAAGAGUGGCUCAUACCGGAGAAGGACGAUGCCGCUGGGGAUUCGAUGGAGCCUCCGAUGGAACAACCGGAAACCACCCGGAUGGAGAUACAAUUUGUAGAUUCAGAGCAUGAGGAGUUCAACAUAACUCCGGUCGUAAGCCCACCGCCUACACCGAAAAUCCUCAACAAAACUUCCGAAGCGGUGCCAGUGAGAGUGUCCAGAAACACCGAUGAAGCAAAUAAGACAAUUCUACGUACACCUUCAACCAAUGUCGUUUUGCGUAAAGUUUUUGUCAAACGGAAGCGCAAACCUUCAUCGGAAGAUUCUCCGAGCAAAUCGAAAAUGCAGAUUGUUUCCGUUCAACGACUUACAAAGGUCUCCCCGAAGGAAGAAGCCUUCGCUCAGGAGGAAGCUCCCUCGGCGGCCACUCCAUCAUCGUCAACAGAUGUAGCACAGGAAACACCCGUUCCGGAAAACCCGGUUCAACCGUCUAGCACUCCGUCAGCAGUUCUUUCUCCUCCUCCAGUUCCUGCAGCUCCUCCUGCUCCAGUAAUGCCAACCAUCAAGAUCAUCACCGAUCCGGCCUACAUUGAGAAAUUAAACCAAACGUCGGCCCAAAUUGCCGAGGUGAAGCAACUUCUCACCGAUGUCCUGAACAAACCUGUUCCGGAGCCGAAGGUGAUAACCGUUCCGGUUCCAACACCGGUUCCUGCCCCUGCCCAACCUCAACAACCCCCUGCAAAACAGGACGACGAAACCUGCCCGAAGAUGGAGAAGGGCGGCCCCCACAUGAACAAGGUCCAGCUCUUCAACGGAGUCAAACGGUAUCUGAAUCCGACGAUGGUGGCCCUGCUGCGGAUGGAGCUGUUUGCCGGCGCACCGGAACGGCAGUACAAGGCGGACGAGAAAACGUUGGCCGUCGAGUUGGUCAACCUGGGGGAGAACGUCUAUGGGCACUUUCUGGACGAGUUCCGGUUUCGACUGCCGGCCAAGAAGGACGCUCUCAAGUGGAAGGAGGAAGCCCUGGACGAUGACGAUGAUGCUUCGUGAAGGGCGUGGGGUAAGUAGUGGAUACAUAUAUUUUUUUGCUAUUACUGUCGCAUAUCGUGACAGGACCUUUUUUUAUCGGUCAUUUUAUUUUAUCAAUAUUGGUAAACGAAUAAAUUUCGGUUUCAAAGUGAAA
Aedes albopictus (Asian tiger mosquito) is the source of this 1558-nucleotide messenger RNA. Its product is annotated as zinc finger protein 318. Bases 82 to 1425 code for a protein of 447 amino acids. NCBI's taxonomy places the organism in Eukaryota, Metazoa, Arthropoda, Insecta, Diptera, Culicidae. The record is from RefSeq and is a predicted model, not a curated record. Gene Ontology annotation, molecular function: sequence-specific DNA binding. The transcript has 2 exons.